CCUGAAAUCGCUAACCAAUAAACCAUCACUCUCGCAACCACUUACACUGCUGCUACCACUACUUCACAAUGUCAAUGUUCGCGAGCAUGCCCGAGGAGAAUGUUCAGAAAUCGUUCGAGGCGUUCUACGAGGAGUGGCUUGCGCGGCACGAAAAUUUCCUUCAGCAGCUUCUGAGCGUCACGCCCAAUGAUAACGACGCAGAACAGAGGAUGCUGAUCGAGCAAGUUAUGUGUCAUUACCAGCAAUUUUUGGAAGAGAAAUCGAACGUGGCCAACGGCGACGUUUUCCUUCUCUUUUCCCCGCCCUGGCUUUCCGCCUACGAGAGGUCGCUGCUCUGGAUUGGGGACUACAAGCCCUCGCUCAUUCUCCGUCUCGCCAACGGCCAUGUCACGGGCUUAACGGCGGAGCAGAGGGAGAAAAUGGAGCGAGUCGGGGACGAGACCAAGCGAGCUGAGAGAGAGGUUUCCGAGGCUAUGGCUUCCGUUCAAGAGAGCAUGGCAAGUCCGCGCAUGCUGGUGCUCGUCAGAGUGGUUGACGGCGAGAAAACGGAGCAGCAAGCGGCGGUUCAGGAACUCAAGGAAGCGCUUAAGAAGGUUUUCGAGAAAGGCGACGCGCUUCGCGCGUCGACGAUGAGGAAGGUGGUGGAGAUCUUAAUCCCGCCGCAGACAGUGCAGUUACUGGCGGCGACGAUGCGCUUUCAGAUGCGCGUGAGGAAGAACGGUUUGCACCUAGACGAGGUUGGACCGUCACGUUGACAUGUCUUUGUCAGCGUGUAUUCAUCGAAAAUCUAUACCGGACCACGCGCUAUUCUUGGCACGCGUCCUAUUUCCUAUUCGCGCGUUUUUUUGGCUUCUAAAGAAACC
Messenger RNA from Vigna umbellata (rice bean), 863 nucleotides. Its product is annotated as protein ZW2-like. NCBI's taxonomy places the organism in Eukaryota, Viridiplantae, Streptophyta, Magnoliopsida, Fabales, Fabaceae. The record is from RefSeq and is a predicted model, not a curated record. Gene Ontology annotation, molecular function: sequence-specific DNA binding. Gene Ontology annotation, biological process: DNA-templated transcription.